Molecule: messenger RNA, 1954 nt
Organism: Alosa alosa (allis shad)
Lineage: Eukaryota; Metazoa; Chordata; Actinopteri; Clupeiformes; Clupeidae
Gene: nup62l
Product: nucleoporin 62 like
Exons: 13
Coding region: 111-1814 (567 amino acids)
Biological process (GO): RNA export from nucleus; protein import into nucleus
Cellular component (GO): nuclear pore; nuclear pore central transport channel
Molecular function (GO): phospholipid binding; structural constituent of nuclear pore
Source: RefSeq, a predicted model, not a curated record
GCGUACUGAGGUCUUCCCAUGUCCGGAGUCGCAGAUGUGAUGACUUCAUUGCCGCGCUAUAUUUGAGAGGAAUGGAAACACUUUUUUACUCCAUCUGAAAAGAUACCAACAUGGCUUUCAACUUCGGGGGUGGCGGAGGCGGAUUCACUUUCGGAACCCCUAAAACAACCGGUGCAGCCGCUCCGCUCGCCACUGGCUUCGGCCUCCAGACCAGUGCCCCAGCCAGCGGAGGAUUCACAUUCGGGACUCCCACGCAGCCUCAGGCCCAACCGCAACACCAACUUCAACCCCAACACCAACCACAGACCUCUGCACCUCAACUCACCAGCCUCCUGACACAGCCCACCCCAGGGAAUGGCGGCACUGCAGCCACAGGAGGGUUCUCCUUUGGUACCCCCGCACAGGCCAGCACAACUGGAGGAGGAUUUUCAUUUGGGGGCGGCUCAGGACUUCUUGGCGCAUCUACUCCAAAACUUGGCCUAAGCCUGCCAACGGCCUCCCAGCCUGCCACCACGGGUGUGUCCCUGGGUGGUCUGCCAGCAUCCACCGCUGGGUCAGGCUUCUCCUUUGGAGGGCUCGCCACCCAGACCAUGGCCCCCGCUGCUCAGACCAUGGCCCAACAACAGCCCCUGGCUGCGGCUCAGCAACCCCCCGCGGGGUUCAGCUUCGGCGCUCCCAAGAUCCAGGCCACCACAGCUGCUCCUGCUCAGGGCACUCCCUCUCUGAUGCUGGGGGGAGCCACAGGUCUUACUCUUGGUGGUGCUGCACCAGCUGCCACAGCUGCAGCUCCAGCAGCCACAACCCAAGGAGGAGGAUUCCCCUUCGGGAUCAAACCCGCAGCUACUCCAGCCCCUGUUGCUUCCUCAGCUGCUGCCAUCAGUCUGGCCACUAGCCUGGCCGCGCCAGCUUCCGGGGCCUCCCUCUUCGCCACCCCCAUCGCAUCCGCUCCCGCUACAGGCUUUUCAUUGGGAGCUGUGACGACGUCUGCAGCCCCUCCGGCCUCCACCGCAGCCAGCAUGGGCACGGGACUGACCCUCAAACUGGGCGCUGUUGCUGCCGCCGCCGCCACCACCGCUGCUGCUGCCACAGCCACCCUCACCUCAGCAGCCCCCUCAGGCUUUGCUCUCGGUCUAAAGCCAACAGCCUCCGCAGCUCCGCAGCUUGGAACGACGGUCACCACGGCAGCUCUGACGACAGUUGCAGCUCCAGUGAGCACGGCCCCUGUGAUGACGUAUGCCCAGCUGGAGGGCCUGAUCAAUAAGUGGAGCUCCGAGCUGGAAGACCAGGAGCGUCACUUCCUCCAGCAGGCUACGCAGGUUAACGCCUGGGACCGCAUGCUGGUGGAGAACGGAGAGAGAAUCACGUCUCUGCACAAAGACAUGGAGAAGGUGAAACUGGAUCAGAGGAGGCUGGACCAGGAGCUAGAUUUCAUCCUCUCCCAGCAGAAGGAGCUAGAGGACCUGUUGGGUCCCCUGGAGGAGUCUGUGAAGGAACAGAGCGGAACCAUCUACAUGCAGAACGCAGAUGAGGAACGGGAGAGAACGUACAAACUAGCAGAGAAUGUGGACGCCCAGCUGAAAAGGAUGUCCCAGGACCUGAAGGAAAUCAUUGAACAUCUCAACACCUCCAGCGGACCUGGGGAAUCCACCGACCCACUCCAGCAGAUUUGCAAAAUCCUGAAUGCACACAUGGACUCCCUCCAGUGGGUGGAGCAGAACUCAGUCUUACUACAGCGACGGGUGGAGGAAGUAUCAAAGUUGUGUGAAAGUCGAAGCAAAGAGCAAGAGAAGAGUUUUCGUCUUAAUUUCCAGUAAUUUUGUUUUUCUGACCAUGCAUAGUGGUAGCUGUUAAAAUCUGAUUUGUUUUGCUCUUUCUUUUUCUGUUUAGGAAAAAAAAAAAGCUUUCAUUUGCUUGUAUGAAUUAUGUUAUAAUAAAAGAUUACAUUUUUAACCAA